GUUGUCCUUGGUUCCGAGAAAAACGAACGUUAAAUGAGAGAACUUGGCUGAGAAUUGGUAAUUCGCUAAAGGCAGCCAAGGCAGACAAUAUCACCCUCUGCCUUUGGACUCUGAUUAAGGACAUCAUAGAUGAAGGGAGUUUGGAAGAAUUAGGUGUUAUUCAUGAAAGUGAGGAUUUUCAGGUAAAAGGCCAUGUGGAGAGGAUCCCUGUUAUAGAAAAUUCUCCACAACCUGAGUCUCGUAAACAAAGAGACAGUUCUGAUGAGUCUGUGGUUAGGAAAAAAAUAGCUCAUCCCGAGAAAGGAGCAAUUGAAGUUCAUGGAGAAACUUGGCCCUCUGUAGCGCCAUCCGCGCCGCCUGUGACCUUGAUGGCAGAGGCCGAAAUCCAGAAGGAUAUGCAAUUACAAAAGUUAGAGUUUGAAAUUAAAUUGCAGAAAUUGACUAAUGAGUUACAGGAGCUAAAAAGGGUCUCUAAUACUAGAGAGAACAAUAACUCGGAGACCCGCCAGUCGCCAUUAGAAAGAGUUAUAAACCAGGCCCGCGGAGAGGGGCAGGAUACGUCAGAAAUCUUAGCUUUUCCAGUCCUUGAGAUAGAAGACCAGGACAAUGUGGUCAGACAAUAUCAGACCUUGGAAUUUAAGGUGAUAAAAGAGUUAAAGCUAGCCGUAGCCCAGUACGGCCCGACAGCUCCCUUUACACAGGCGUUGUUGGAUACUGUGAUUGAGUCGAAUCUAACUCCACAGGAUUGGAAAACGCUGUGUAAAGCUACGUUGUCGGGGGGAGAUUUCUUGCUCUGGAGUUCUGAAUGGCGUGAGGCUUGCAAAAGAACCGCUGCCACUAACACUCAAGCAGGCCAUCCAGAAUGGAAUGCGGAGAUGUUGUUGGGGGAAGGCCUAUUUGAAGGAAAUAAUAACCAGAUUGGGUUUCCCAUCGCAGUGUAUGCGCAGAUUGCGGUGGCCGCCCGCCGUGCUUGGACUCUGUUACCAGCUAAGGGAGAUAUUAGUGGAAAUCUAACAGCUGUGAAACAGGCUCCCGACGAACUCUUUCAGGAUUUCGUAGACAGAUUGCUGAAAACGGCUAAUAGAAUUUUUGGAAACUCUCAGGCAGAGAAUCCGCUGGUUACGCAACUAGCCUAUGAGAAUGCUAAUGCGGCCUGCCGAGAGGCCAUUAGACCCCAGAGAGGAAAGACAGACCUAGCCGGUUACAUUCGCCUUUGUUCUGAGAUCGGUCCUUCUUAUAAUCAGGGUUUAGCUAUAGCUGCAGCGCUGCAGGGAACAACUAUUCAAGGAAUUCUGUCACAAAGACGAGGAAAUAGGAGAUGUUUUAAAUGUGGUAGUCUGGGUCAUUUUAAGAGUGAUUGUCCUGAUAAUAAGCCCAGUAUAAACGGGCAAUCAGGUGGUCCACCAGGAACGUGCCAUAAGUGUAGAAAAGGAAAUCAAUGGGUUAAGAGAGACAAGUCAAAAAAUAACUUCCAAGGUAGACCCGUGUCGGGAAACGGGGGGAGGGGCCAGCCCCAGGCCCCGAUGCAUCAGACUGUCUGUGGGGCACAGCUACUGCCGAGCCAAGGAAAUCCAUCCUUGACCUCACCAGAGCUACACCAGGAAGUGCAGGGCUGGACCUCUGUUGCAUCUGCAAUGCCGUACUAACUCCAG
Molecule: messenger RNA, 1652 nt
Organism: Apodemus sylvaticus (European woodmouse)
Lineage: Eukaryota; Metazoa; Chordata; Mammalia; Rodentia; Muridae
Product: endogenous retrovirus group K member 6 Gag polyprotein-like
Exons: 1
Coding region: 369-1646 (425 amino acids)
Biological process (GO): viral process
Molecular function (GO): nucleic acid binding; zinc ion binding
Source: RefSeq, a predicted model, not a curated record